AUUUAAUCGGUUAAAUUAUUUGAAAUCUGUGUACACCAGUCUCAAAAUGGCGGACAAGAAGAAGCCUGGAAAGGAAGAAAAAGAAAUCGUUGUUGCGAAAAAUGCUGCAGAAUUACAGAGAAUUCGACUCGAAAAAUUAAUGAAUAGAGUGGAAAAACCUGUUUUCAUUCCGGAAAAGUCCAAGGAUUAUAAACCAAGGGAUCCCCUCGAGUUUGUCCGAAAUGUUUGGGGAUCGAGUGCCGGAGCUGGGAGUGGUGACUUUCACGUGUAUAGAGGUGUGCGGCGGAGAGAGUACGCUCGACAGAAGUUUGACAAAGAGAAAAAUGAAAAGGAGACUGCAGAGGAGGCCUACCAGCGGAAGGUUGUGGAGAACAUGAAGCAGGCAGAAGAGAGGACUGCAAAGAAACGUGCUAAGAGGCAAAAGAAGAAGCAGAAACAGAAAAACAAGAAACAGAAAACGGAACAGAAAGACGAUGAAUCUGAGAGUGAGGAAGAGGAGGACAAUGAGACAGGGGCAGAUAACUCUACAGAAAAGGAAGAUAAAUUAUCAGACAAUGGAGGUAAUCCAAGUUCGUGUCAGGCUGAUAGAGAGGACGCUGGGUCGGAGGAUGCUGAGAAUGCAGAUGAAAUUGAUAGUCAGCAUAAGGAUGAGUCUGUCACAGUUAAAACUGAACAAUGUGAUGACACUGACAAUGAUCUCCAUGAGGAUAAUAGUGAAGCAAGGGGUGACAGUGUUGAAGCACAGGUGAAAUCAGAAACAGACAGUGAACCUUCAAAUGAAAACACCUGAACUUUACCAUGAGAGAGAAAACAUCAGAAAUUGGGGGCAUACCUUCAAUCAAGAAAAUGAUGGCUUUUGUUACAAUCACUUAUCUCUAAGUACAUGAGGAUAGAUUUCAUUUAAAUGGAACACAGAACUUGGCACUUAGGUUGCGGACAUUACAAAGUGAAUGUGGCUAAAUAGCAGUUUUUACAUUGUUGGUUUACAGGUUUAAAUAUGUUAUAUUUAUCCUGGAUUAAGUGUUGAUGAAACUUUGAGCCCUGAUGACAAUAUAAAAUCAAACACAACAAAAGAACUUAUAACUUUUUUGCAGAGUGAUUUCUCAUUAUCCUUUGAUUUUCUUCAAAUUUUGUCCCUGGUAUAUCUCAGAAAUUGCAUUAAGCUUGGAAUACUGAUAGAUGGCAGGGACAGCAAGACUUAUGUGAAGCUGAAAUAGUUAUCACUUGGGGUGAUUUGAUGUAAAGUUAUCCCCCCUUGUUUAUUUUUUAUAGAGAAAAUUCUGCAGGAACAUCACAUUACUUAAAAGAAACGAAAACUAUUUAAAGCAGUCUUUAAACACUAACUUCAUACAGUGCAUGGUUGAUAACUCUUGGUGAUUUAUCAUCCCUUGUACUUAUUUUUUAUCCAACAAUUUUUUUUCAAAAUCCUUACAGGUAAACUAUUGAAAGGAAUUUCAAGAAACUUCAGACAUUGAUCGAUGACAAUAUGAAAUUGUGGUCUGGGCAAAAUUAAUAACUCUUUGACACAUUGUUGCAAAUUGAUCGCUGCAUGUAAUUUAAUUUUCUUCAGUAGUUACUCAAGUCUGAUUUAUCACUCUGAAAUUUCUGAAAGGUCUUAAUAAAAUGUUCAAAAUUC
Mya arenaria is the source of this 1636-nucleotide messenger RNA. RefSeq names its product PRKR-interacting protein 1 homolog. The coding region runs from base 47 to 790 and encodes 247 amino acids. The record is from RefSeq and is a predicted model, not a curated record. Gene Ontology annotation, cellular component: nucleolus. Gene Ontology annotation, biological process: negative regulation of protein kinase activity. The transcript is spliced from 6 exons. Gene Ontology annotation, molecular function: double-stranded RNA binding; protein kinase inhibitor activity; protein kinase binding. NCBI's taxonomy places the organism in Eukaryota, Metazoa, Mollusca, Bivalvia, Myida, Myidae.